AUUACAUAACCUCCCUAUCCUUGUCUGACACCGUGAUUUUUAUAUAUUCAUCUUGCUCUGUGGAAUUUGCAUCUGUAACCUAGACAGGCCGAGGGCCCCGCAUUUUACCUAAAUUUCAGUGAAUUUCCCAAAGAAAACAUGCUUUCCAGAGCAGCCCUAUUGUCUGGACAAAAUUCCAGGGCUCUUGUGGCCGUUGCGAGGGCUACGAGCACCACGGCCGCCAAUAAUGCUGUCGCGGACUCUGCGGCGGGUUCUUCAUCAGUUCCUCGGCCUGUAAGACAAGAGCCAGGUAAGGUCCGAAUGGGCUUCAUCCCAGAAGAAUGGUUCCAAGCGUUCUACAGUAAAACAGGAGUAACCGGUCCAUAUGCUUUUGCAUUCACCUUGUCCACCUAUUUGGUCAGCAAAGAAAUCUAUGUGAUGGAACACGAGUACUACACUGGGUUGUCACUAUUGCUUAUGUGGGGUUAUGGUAUCAAGAAGUUUGGACCUAAAGUUGCCGCUGCCUUGGAUAAACAAAUUGAUGAAUAUGAGAAAGCAUGGAAUACUGGCCGAGUCAGCCAUCAAGAUGCCUUAAAAGACAAUAUAGCGGAUGAAGAGAAGGCCCAGUGGUCAAUGGAAGGCCAAACCCUUCUGAUCCAAGCGAAACGUGAAAAUGUCGCCCUACAACUGGAGGCGAACUACCGCGAACGUCUGAUGAACGUUUAUCAAGCGGUGAAAAACCGUUUGGACUAUCAGGUGGAAAAAACGAACGCGGAACGCAGAAUUGCCCAGAAGAAUCUGGUUGAAUACGUGGUGGCCAGGGUGAAAUCCUCCAUCACACCGGACCAAGAAAAACAGAAUAUUAACAAGUGUAUUGCCGAUUUGGCCCUUUUGGCUAAAGCUUAAGGUAAUUUUUAUUGGUUAAGUGUAAUGUCAUCUGAGCUAUUGCUGGUUAACAAUUGGAUUUAUUUUUAUUUUAUUGUCUUUAUAUAUUAAGUCUGUAGAAGUAUACAGUAGCAAUAGGCUUUAUUAUUCUUACACAGUUAUAUUAAGGAGAGAAUAAAAUGAUCCGUUUACAAAACAGAAA
Messenger RNA from Anthonomus grandis grandis, 1066 nucleotides. RefSeq names its product ATP synthase subunit b, mitochondrial-like. NCBI's taxonomy places the organism in Eukaryota, Metazoa, Arthropoda, Insecta, Coleoptera, Curculionidae. Gene Ontology annotation, molecular function: proton transmembrane transporter activity. Gene Ontology annotation, biological process: proton motive force-driven ATP synthesis. The transcript is spliced from 5 exons. Bases 139 to 885 code for a protein of 248 amino acids. The record is from RefSeq and is a predicted model, not a curated record.